GACUGCAAAUAUUAGAACUUUGUUAACUUCAAAAUUUGAUAUAAUAUAAAUUAUCGUAAUUCAAAAUGUCGAUUAGAUACGCAAAUCCCUGCCCUAAAUUUGAUGUUUUUCUUGAUGGACGUGUUGCGGUGGAAAAUGAGUUACAAGCAUUCACAAGAGCAUGUCACGUCUACAAUAAGGAAAAUCGACGCAGAGGAUAUAUAAAGCGACGCAAAACCAAGCGUCGUUACUACAAACUUGGUCUUGUUGCAGAAAUAGAGACCGAAACUACCAAUGAUCAAAUAGAUAGUCUGCUUAUGGUUGGUGUACGUACUUUUUAUUUUGAUGCAUUCAGAAAUAGGCCAGAGAAUGUCCAACAAAUGAUUCAACGUACUAAGAUUCAGAUUGAACAAUAUAGGUUAGGUGAGACUGCCUCACUAUUGGUAACAAGUUUAGCUAUUACCAUUAAUGGUGAGAAUUGUGUUACUGGACGUAUGCGUAAUAACUGCACUGAUCACUUAAAACGUGGCGAAAUAGUUAGCUUAACCUCUGACGAACGUUACAAAUACUGCUCCUAUAGAGAAAUCGCUUAUGUGUCGAAUUUAUCAUUUUAUUUAAGCAGAUUAAGUUUAAAUGAUGAAAUACAAAUUGGACCAAGUUUAAAAGGGCCAAUUGUUAAAAAGUUAACUGAAACGAUAGCAAUACUAGUGGAGGUAGCAGGACCGCUACACUCUUAUAUGGAUGUAGAGCUACCAAGUAUUGCUUAUACCCUGAGUGCUGAUGAGAUUCCACAUAUGUUUGCUGAAGAUUUGGGUAUUGCUAUAAACGCCAAUGUUAAUUAUAUAGUUGUACCCAAAUUACGUAACAAAAAAUAUUUAAUGAUCUUACGUUCUUACAUACCCGAAGAAUAUGCCUUAAACAUAAUUGGCGUACUAGAUUUCGAAUACAUAAGAGAUAAUAUGUGUGAUAUCAGAGGUAUAUUAAAACAAUUGGAUUAUCUUUGGAUACCUGAUAUGUUCAGUAUAAGUCAUACUAUGCAAAGAUUUGUUUUUGAUGAAGUAAUUCCGAUCGCUAAAUCAAUACGUAAACCAAUUAUCGGUACUAUUCAUAUGGAACGUCGUAUUGAUUUCAAUAACUUUGAAAAUCACUACUUCUUGUGGAAGAUAGAUACCAUAUUUAUAGAACGAAGUAUUACUUGCAAAAAAUAUCCGCUAAUAGUGAAAAAACUACUUCCUCUAUAUGAUUAUCGUAAGAUAACUGUAGAUAAGUGUUCUAUUGUCAAAGAAAUACUAACUGCAUAUGAUACAGUUGUGAAUUUCAUAAUACGCACUAUAUGCUCAGUGGAGUGUCAAGCUAUUUUUGUGCACGCAACAUGUGAACCAGCAGCUCUAGCUUUAGGUAGAGUUGAAAUUUACUGUCCAGUUUUCGUUGUAAUGCAAGUAGACGAAGCGGAUCCAUUUGAUGUUAGCAGAAAACACAGUUUAGCUCGAGCUAUACAACUACGACGAAACCUUCAACCGCUUUUGUAUACGGAAGAAAUGAACAAAUGUGAUUUUACUGCUGUGGAGUAUGGCAUAGACUAUGCACGUAAUAAGGACUUACUACAUACAGGAGAUUUCAUAAUAACAAUCGAAGUUGCCAAAUUACCUGAAGAAGAAGAAGAAGAGGAAAUAGGAGAAGGAGAGGAUGGUGUUAUACUUCGUGCAACAUUUUUGCCACCAAUCAAGAAAUACGAACAAUUUAAAUUUUCAUAAAGCAUUUAUAUAUUAUUAUACUA
Teleopsis dalmanni is the source of this 1756-nucleotide messenger RNA. RefSeq lists its product as uncharacterized. The record is from RefSeq and is a predicted model, not a curated record. Gene Ontology annotation, cellular component: cytoplasm. The transcript has a single exon. Lineage: Eukaryota; Metazoa; Arthropoda; Insecta; Diptera; Diopsidae. Gene Ontology annotation, biological process: glycolytic process. Gene Ontology annotation, molecular function: magnesium ion binding; potassium ion binding; pyruvate kinase activity. The coding region runs from base 66 to 1733 and encodes 555 amino acids.